AAAUGACGCGCUACCACUUUAAAUGAGUUCAGAGUUCACCGCUGCACGUGGUUAAAUCAACAUGGCAGCUCCCUGUACAUUUUACUGAGAAGUGUAAUUCAAAGUAAAUAGAAGAAGAUCAACUAAGUGAUGGCAGAUGCUAGUGGCAGCCCUAUGGCUGAUACUCCUCCCUCAAAGGAGGAGAAGCCAGAUGACCUCCCCCAGGACUCCAACAAUGAUGGUGUAAAGUGCGACCCCAAAGCUGAAGGGGGGGACGAGGCAGCCUCUGACCCCAGUAUGUACCGCUACAUCAAAGAGGAUCUCUUCACAUCUGAGAUCUACAAAGUGGAGAUCAGGAAUCUUCCCAAGUUCACUGGCUUCAACGACCUGAAGAAGUUCCUUGCCAAACACAGCCUCAACCCACAUAAAAUCAAGCUGUUCGGCAAGCAGACGUUUGCUUUCGUCACCUUUAAGAACGAGGAAGAGCGCGACAAGGCCAUGAAGAUGGUUCAUGGCAUGCAGUGGAAAGGCCAGGUGCUGAGCGUCAGGCUGGCCAAACCCAAAGCAGACCCCAUCCUGAGGAAGAGGAAGCAGGAGGAGGGAGAGGGCGCAGGAGGGCCCCCAUCCAAGCGAACAGAAGGUGAUGAGGAAGAGGAGCCACUCAGUGUCCAGUUAGCCAAUGUGGUGACUCCUCUGUGGAAUGUGCCUUAUGAGGAGCAGCUGAGGAGGAAGGAGCAGGAGGUGGUGGGGGUUCUGCAGAGGCUGGCCAAAGAGAUUGGCAGCACCAACAAAGCCAUGUUACCAUGGCUGUUUGCACAGAAAGGGAAAUACAACAAAAUGUGUUGUCCUCUGGAAGCGAUCCGACCUUCUCCCACACAGACAGAGUACAGAAACAAGUGUGAGUUCCUCAUCUCAGUGGGUGCAGAUGGGGAGGAUAAAACCAUCGGUUUUCGCCUGGGAAAAUAUAAAGGCGGCUCCUGUGCUGUGGUGGGGCCGGCUGAGUCAUGUCAUGUCUCAGCUGAGGCUAAGAGAGUCGUCAGCGAGUUUCAGAAGUUCAUCAGGACGACAUCAUACUCUGUGUACAGCCCCGAGACAUAUGAAGGACACUGGAAGCAGCUGACUGUGAGGACUACGAGGACCAAACAAGCCAUGGCUGUAGCGUUCUUCAACCCACAGAAGCUUGAAGAAGAGGAAAUAAAUGCAUUAAAGAGCUCCAUGAAGGAGUACUUUACAGAAGGAGAGGGGAAAGAGAGCGGAGUAACCUCUCUUUACUUUGUUAGAGAAGGUCAAAGAACUUCUCCUAACCUCGAGGACUUGCCCUGUGAGCAGGUGGCUGGAGAGAGCAGCAUUCAUGAGGAACUCCUGGGUCUAAAGUUCAGAAUAUCUCCUCAUUCCUUCUUCCAGGUGAAUACAGGCGCUGCAGAGGUUCUGUACUCUGCUGUGGGGGAAUGGGCUCAGCUGGAUCAGGACAGCACCGUACUGGAUGUGUGUUGUGGGACAGGAACUAUUGGCAUCUCUCUGGCAAAGAGGGUAAAAAAGGUGAUUGGGAUUGAACUGUGCCAGGAAGCUGUGGAGGAUGCCAAAGUUAAUGCAAAGCUCAAUGGUCUGAGUAAUGUUGAGUUUCACUGUGGGAAAGCUGAGGACGUGUUCCCUAACAUUCUCAACGCUCUCGUGUCACCAAACCUCACAGCAAUUGUUGAUCCUCCGCGAGCCGGCCUACAUUCCAAGGUGAUACUUGCCAUCAGGAGGGCAGAGCAUCUGAAGAGGCUGGUUUAUGUGGCAUGCAAUGCUAAAGCAGCAAUGAACAACUUCAUCGAUCUGUGCAGAGCACCAUCCAACAGAGUUCACGGGGCCCCGUUCCGUCCGGUGCGAGCCAUGGCUGUGGAUCUGUUUCCUCAGACCAUGCAUGUGGAGAUGCUCCUGCUGCUGGAGAGAGUGGACUACGACUCCCAGCAGCAACAGACCAGCAAGCAAUAAAGAAGCAAGGCCUUUAAAAACGGGGCCCUUGCCUCUGAUAGGUAGCAUGGGCUUUCUGUUCUAGAGAUGUAUGCGCACACACACAGUACUUCAAAGAGACCUGGAAAUUCAAGUUGAAAUAUUUUUUUCCCCUGUUGUUUAAGUAAGCUGGAGAGCUGUUUAAUCUUAACUUUGAAGGAUCAGUUCAUCCAAAUAACAGCUCUCACCAGCUCUUAUUUCAUAAUGCAAUAUUAAUUUGUGCUUCAAAUAAACUUAGUGUUAAUACAGCAUGCAUUGCACUGCAUUUGCUUAACUAAGCCUUUUGGACUGUCCUUUUGCUUGUUAUGCCUUUUCAGUUUCAGAACUUGAUUCAGCUUAUUUAAAAGUAAGUUUCUUUAAUGAGCUGUCUGAAAACCACAAAGCUAUGUUAGAUUUAUAUUUUAGUCUGUCCCGAAAGUCCUGAUACAUUAACUGUUAAUAAAGGCAGAACCACACAAGUGGGAACAAUGGAAUAAAUAGCUUGACUUAUUUAAGCGCCAGUUUGUUAACUUCCUCGUUUCCGAGUGUUUCAUCAUUCUGCAACUGAAUAAAACAAAGCCCUUCUA
Molecule: messenger RNA, 2540 nt
Organism: Centropristis striata (black sea bass)
Lineage: Eukaryota; Metazoa; Chordata; Actinopteri; Perciformes; Serranidae
Gene: trmt2a
Product: tRNA methyltransferase 2 homolog A
Exons: 12
Coding region: 130-1956 (608 amino acids)
Biological process (GO): RNA processing
Molecular function (GO): RNA binding; RNA methyltransferase activity
Source: RefSeq, a predicted model, not a curated record